Molecule: messenger RNA, 1155 nt
Organism: Rhinocladiella mackenziei CBS 650.93
Lineage: Eukaryota; Fungi; Ascomycota; Eurotiomycetes; Chaetothyriales; Herpotrichiellaceae
Exons: 1
Coding region: 1-1155 (384 amino acids)
Source: RefSeq, a predicted model, not a curated record
AUGGUUCGGUCAUAUGUGGUUCUGUUGGCUGUUGCCGUGCAUGCCACCGCCAUGAAGUUACAAGCCAGAGGAGAGAGCACUACUCCCAGCUUAACUUGGGGGGACUGGACCUCUAGCAGUACAACUACAACCACUACUACCUCCACGACGACGACGACUCCUCUUAGCUCGACAUGGGAAGAUUGGACCUCUACUACGACGACGACGACGACGACUCCUCCUAGCUCGACAUGGGAAGAUUGGACCUCUACCACUACAACGACAACGACUCCUCCUAGCUCGACAUGGGAAGAUUGGACCUCUACCACGACGACCACCACCACCACAACCACCACUCCGAGCUCGACUUGGGAAGAUUGGACCUCUACCACUACAACAACGACGACGACAACCACUCCGAGCUCGACUUGGGAAGACUGGACCUCUACGACGACGACGACGACGACGACAACCACACCUAGCUCGACCUGGGAAGAUUGGACUUCUACAACGACUACGACUAAGCCUUCGUCCUGGGUUGACUGGACUACUACGACGACAACGACAACGACAACCACCAAGCCUUCCACCUGGGUUGACUGGACUACUACGACGACAACGACGACCACUAAGCCUUCAACUUGGGUUGACUGGACGACCACGACCACUACCAAACCAGCACCUGUGAAGACCACAACGACCGAACACUGGGUCGAUUGGACCACCUCUACUAUACCUGUCGCCCCAGCUACAACACCUAUAACCUGGGCUGACUGGACUUCUUCUGUUCCUGCUCCCCCUGUUGAGUCUACUCCUGUUAAACCAACUGAGACUUGGGGUGACUGGAGCUCGAGCGUUCCGGUUGUUCCGGCCGAAUCGACUCCCGUCAAGCCAAGCGAAACCUGGGCCGACUGGACUUCAAGCGUGCCUGUUGCUCCUGUUGAGACUACCCCUGUCUCUACCAUCUGGUCAGACUGGACGACUUCAUACACUCCUGCACCAACUACCUAUGAGGUGACUUCCGCUCCAGCGCCCGUCAGCAGCUAUACCAGCGUCGCAUCAGUUGCGAGCACCACAUCUGCUGCUCCUGUCGCCACUUAUACCGGCGCUGCCAGCAACAACAAGCCUGCUGUCGCUCUUAUUGGAGGUCUUGUGGCAUUAAUCGCUUUGGCAUAA